This is a messenger RNA of Varanus komodoensis (Komodo dragon), 2082 nucleotides long. RefSeq names its product zona pellucida glycoprotein 2 (gene ZP2). NCBI's taxonomy places the organism in Eukaryota, Metazoa, Chordata, Lepidosauria, Squamata, Varanidae. The transcript is spliced from 18 exons. Gene Ontology annotation, cellular component: egg coat. Gene Ontology annotation, biological process: prevention of polyspermy; binding of sperm to zona pellucida. The record is from RefSeq and is a predicted model, not a curated record. The coding region runs from base 1 to 2082 and encodes 693 amino acids. Gene Ontology annotation, molecular function: structural constituent of egg coat; acrosin binding.
AUGCGGCUGUUUUUCUUGUUUUGCUGCCUGCUUGGAAACGUUUUAAAUUCUGUGGCUGUAGAUUUCCCAGGAACAACAGUUUGCCAGGAUGAUCAACUACAGGUUGAACUUCCAGAGGAAUUAAGCAACUUGACUUUCUGGCAACUGGAACUUCUUGAUGCCAGCGGGGAAAGAAUUGAAGACUGUGACUAUAAAGUGGACAAUGAGAAACAAACAUUAACUGUUCUGUACAUGAACUGCACAACACUGGAGAAUCACAAGCACCACCUGAGAUUUAGGCUGCAAUUCAACGAUACAGUGACGAGUGAUAUCCAGAAUGUGACUUAUGACGUUGCCUGUGAUGCUCUCCAGGCUGAUGAAGCCGCUCGCCGUGGUCGUUUCGCCAGUGCUACAAAUUGCACCAAAGACUUCAUGGCCGUUGUAUUCCCGAGACUCAUUCCUAGCUUCCAUGAUGAACAUGUGGCCGCAGAGUCUCGGAUGGAGUGGAUUUUGUCAGUAGAAGAUGGGACACAAAUGCGCAAGCUGAGCCUUAGACAAGCCAUGCAACAGGGCUACAAUUUUCUGAUGGAUGACAACCGUGUCAUCAUUCAAGUCUCUUUUGAUGCUGCAGGAGUUGCUUCUUACAAGCAAGAUGGCCAAUUACUGUACACAGUGGCACUCAAACUGACUUAUGGAUCUCCCGAACAGCGGCUAACCGUAGAAUCAAGAAUGAUCUGUGCCCCAGGCCCAGCAAUCUGCAAUGCAACACACAUGACAAUUGCUAUACCAGACUUCCCAGGAUCUCUGUCAGCUGUCAGUCUAGACAAUAGAAACAUUCCACUCAGCCAAUUUGAGGCCAAUGGAAUUCAGGUGGAUACAAGGAAGGGUGUUAAACUGCACAUGAACAAGAGAAUCCUGAGGUCCCGGGUUUACAACGAUGACUACUGCUCAGGUUUUCAGUUGUAUGCCCCAUUGCUGAAGCUGUAUUUUGGGUACCACGGUGAAACAGCCACCAUGUUGAUUUACCCAGAAUGUCCUUGUGAGCAAAAUGCACCAAUUGCUGCUGUCUGCACACCAGAUGGCUACAUGGACUUUGAAAUACUCAGCAGCAGCACAAAGCCUGCUCUUAACCUGGAUUUGCUCCGGCUUAAAGAUCCUUCUUGCAAGCCAGUAUUCCAGUCUCCUUCGAACGAUGUGGUUCGGUUCCAUGUGCCACUGAAUGGGUGUGGAACCAUGCAAAGGUUCGAUGGUGAAAAGGCCAUUUAUGAGAAUGAAGUGACUGCAACUUGGAUGGAUCUUCCGGCACGAUGGAUUUCCAGGGACAGCGAAUUCAAGUUAACAGUGAUAUGCUACUAUGGUAGUGAUGACGCUGCACUGGAUAUCAAGAUCGGCAGUCUUUCUCCUCCUGAUUCUGUAGUAAACCAAGGCCCCCUCUCCCUGAUUCUUCUCAUUUACCCAGAUAGUUCCUACAUGGUUCCCUACAGCGAUGACCAGUACCCUAUAGUGAAAUACUUGCGGCAGCCCAUUUUCAUAGAAGUUCAAGUACUCAACCGUGUGGACCCCAACAUCCAGCUGAUGCUGGAUGACUGCUGGGCAUCACUUUCUCUAGACCCGGCCUCUUUGCCACGCUGGAACAUUGUGGUAGAUGGGUGCGACUACGAGCAGGACAACUACAAAACCGUCUUCCAUCCAGUGGACCCCACGGUCAGCUACUAUAACUUCCGACAAAGAUUCGAAGUGAAGGCAUUUGCGUUUGUUUCUGACGGCAAAGCUUUACCCAGCCUGGUGUACUUCCAUUGCAGUGUGCUCAUCUGCGAUAGAUUUCACCCAGACUCCCCUCUGUGCUCAACCAGCUGUCCUCGCAGGCCUUCCAGGGGCAGACGAGAGGUGGCGCCGGCAGCCAAUUCUGCUAUCGUGACCCUCCCUCAUGCUGUUAUUUUGGUACCAGAGGAAGAACAUGAGACCAGAGGCCAACAGGAAUGGAGUGAUGGGAACUGGCUAACUAGUAUGCAGGUGGCUGGCGUGAUGCUUGGGCUCGUAAGUGCUGUGUUGGCAGUGCUAGCUUUGUCCAAGAUCAAGAAGAGAACUCUCCUAAUAAACUGA